AUGCCUUCUCCUGAACAUGGGACGAUGCCAGGUCCGCCUGCAGACAUUUCGGACAAGGAUAUUGCCGUCUCGAAGAAGGGAACUGAGCCUGCUGAGCCUGAGUUGCCGAAACUUUCAAUGGAGGAAUUCAGGGUGUACAAUCGCUUGGCUGUGAUGAUGAAUGCAUAUCACAACCACUUCCGCUACACAUGGAACAUGCUGUACAAGGCGUGUGAGUCUGGCACGCGGCCCAGCGGCAUGUCAAUUCGGAGCUUCAUUUCACAGGGUUUGCACCUGUGUCAGGUGCUGACCAUGCAUCACACCAUCGAGGAGCAAUAUGUCUUCCCAGAGUUGGCCGAGAGGAUGCCCGCAUUUGGCGAGCACGACCAUUUGAUCACACAGCACGAAGCAAUCCACGAAGGUCUUGUCAAGCUAGAGGAGUACCUUGACGCGUGUCGGUCUGGUGAGCGCGAAUUGAGGAUGCCCGAGCUCAAAGAGGUGAUGGAUACGUUUGGAGAGGUGCUAUGGUCGCAUCUGGACGAUGAGGUCCGCAUGCUUGGUGCGGAGAAUAUGAGGAAGUUUUGGUCGAAACAGGAGAUUUUGGCGAUGAAUUGGUGA
Exophiala viscosa is the source of this 597-nucleotide messenger RNA. RefSeq lists its product as uncharacterized. Lineage: Eukaryota; Fungi; Ascomycota; Eurotiomycetes; Chaetothyriales; Herpotrichiellaceae. The record is from RefSeq and is a predicted model, not a curated record. The coding region runs from base 1 to 597 and encodes 198 amino acids. The transcript has 2 exons.